GGUGGACAAGGAGCUGUCACCUUCUCCCACCCCCUGAAGCCUCCUGAGUGCUUUGAGCAGGGUGGGGGUGGGAUUCUGCUUCUCUGGGCCUCCUCCGCCAUGAUUAGUGGGAUUGUAGUUGGGGCAACAGGUGCUUAGUGGGGGACUCUUGUUGUUUCAGAUGCCGGUGACCUUCGAGGAGGUGGCUGUGUAUUUCACCCAGGGGCAGGGGGCUGUGCUGGACCCCGCUCAGAGAGCCCUCUACAGGGACGUCAUGCAGGAGAACCAUGAGACAGUGACCUCGCUGGGAUUCCCCGUUCCCAAACCUGACUUAAUCGCCCGGCUAGAACGAGGGGAAGAGCCUUGGGUCCCGGAUCUCCAGGCCUCUGAGGAAAAUGUGAGCCUGAGAGGCACCUGCACAGCAGGUGAUAGGACAGUGAGUGAGAACAAAGAGGAGAAUCAGCAGCAGGAAGGUCCUGAGCAAGAGAGGUUUUUGAGAAAAGCUGAAGAGAAUUUUUCCCAGGGCUUGGAACAGGGAGAAGCCUGUAGAGAUGGACACGGAUCAGAGAUGCAGUUGGGAAACUAUCCCAGGAAGAAACUGGAUAAAUCCACUGAAUGUGGCAGAGGAUGGAAGGAUCCCAAGGAAAGCACAAUUCAGCAGACAAGUCACAAUGAAGAGAAACCUUACAAAUGCCUUGAGUGUGGGAAAAGAUUUAAUGCGAGGUCACAGUUUAUGUCACAUAACAGAAUCCACACCGGAGAGAGACCCUAUAAAUGUUUUGAGUGUGGGAAGAGCUUCUUACAGAAGUCAAGGCUUACUGUACACCAGAGAGUACACACAGGAGAGAGACCCUAUAUAUGCUGUGAGUGUGGGAAAGGUUAUAUUCGGAGCUCAGAGCUUAUUAGACAUGAGAUCACCCACACAGGAGAGAGACCCUUUAAAUGCCAUGAGUGUGGGGAAAGUUUUAAUCAUAACUCAAAGCUUAUUAUACAUCAGCGAUCCCACACAGGAGAGAGACCUUAUAAAUGCCUUGAGUGUGGGAAAGGUUUUAGUGUGCGUGCAACACUUAUUGCACAUGAGACAACUCACACUGGAGAGAGACCCUAUAAAUGCCUUGAGUGUGGGAAAGGUUUUAGUGUGCGUGCAACACUUAUUGCACAUGAGACAACUCACACUGGAGAGAGACCCUAUAAAUGCCUUGAGUGUGGGAAAGGUUUUAUCGCAAGUUCAGCCCUUACUAAUCAUAGGAGAAUCCACACAGGAGAAAGCCCCUAUAAAUGCCAGGAGUGUGGGAAAAGUUUCAGUGUGAAAUCAACUCUUAAUGCACAUCAGAAAAUCCACACAGGAGAGAGACCCCAUAAAUGCUUUGACUGUGGGAAAAGCUUCAUUCAGAAGUCAAAGCUUCGUGAACACCAGAGAGUACACACAGGAGAGAGACCAUAUAAAUGCCUUGACUGUGGGAAAAGCUUCAUUCAGAAGUCAAAGCUUAAGGAACACCAGAGAGAACAUACAGGAGAAAGACCAUAUAAAUGCCUUGACUGUGAGAAAACUUUCAUUAAGCGCUCAGACCUUAUUAAGCAUCAGAGUAUCCACACAAGCGACAAAUUCUAUAAAUGCCAGGAGUGUGGGAAAAGUUUCAAUUGGAAAUCAACCCUUAAUGCACAUCAGGCAAUCCACACAGGAGAGAGGCCCCAUAAAUGCUUCGACUGUGGGAAAAGCUUCAUACUCAAGUCCAGGCUUAUUGUGCACCAGAGAGUGCACAUGGGAGAGAAACCCUUUAAAUGCCAUGAGUGUGGGAAAGGUUUUAGUCAGCGUGGAACACUUAUUACACAUCAGCGAACUCACACAGGAGAGAGACCCUAUGGAUGUCUUGAGUGUGGGAAAAAAUUUACCUCAAGUCCAGCUCUUGCUCACCAUAGCAAAAUCCACAUGGGAGAAAGACCUUAUAAAUGCCAUGAGUGUGGGAAAGGUUUUAGUCAGCGUGCAGCACUUAUUACACAUCAGCGAACUCACACAGGAGAGAGACCCUAUGGAUGUCUUGAGUGUGGGAAAAAUUUUACCUCAAGAUCAAUCCUUGCUAACCAUAGCAAAAUCCACAUGGGAGAAAGAGCUUAUAAAUGCCACGAGUGUGGGGAAACUUUCAGAUACCGCUCAAACCUUACUAAACAUGGGAGAGUCCACAUUGGAGAGAUGCAGUAUAAAUGCCUUGUGUGUGGGAAAGAUUUUGUUGACAGAACAAAACUUACUGUUCAUCAGAGAAUCCACACAGGAGAGAGACCGCGGGAAAAGCUUCAUUCAGAAGUCAAAACUUAUUCUACACCAGAGGGUGCACACAUGAGAGAGACCUUAUGAAUGCUUGGAGUGUGGGAAAAGCUUCAUUGAGAAGUCACAACUUAUUCUACACCAGAGACUGCACACAGGAGAGAGACCCUUUCAAUGCUGUAAAUGUGGGAAAAGUUUUAUUCGGAGCACAACGCUUAUCUCACAUCAGAGAACCCACACGGGAGAGAGACCUUAUAAAUGCCUUGAAUGUGGCAAAAGUUUUAGUCAGAGCUCAAAUCUUAUUGCACAUAAGAGAACCCACACAGGAGACAGACCCUAUACAUGCUUGGACUGUGGGAAAAGCUUCAGUAAGAGCUCAGCGCUGACUAAACAUCAGAGAAUGAACAAGAAUGAGACCCUGUCAUAAACAGAUAGUUAAGGGUUAAUGUCUCUUUUACCUGUAAAGGGUUAACAAGCUCAGUGAACCUGGCUGACACCUGACCAAAGGAGCAAUCAGGGGAAGUCUUUGUGCUUUUUGUUUUGUUGUCCAUUCUCUCUUGGAUCUAAGAGGGGCCAGACGUGCAUCCAGGCUCUCCAAGCUUCCUGAAAUAGUCUCUUCUGUUCAAUAGAAUGAGUAUUAGUUAAAAAGGCGGAUUAGUCUUUUGGUUGUUUUCUGUAUUUGCAAAUGUGUAUUUGCUGGAAGAAUAUUUUAUUUCUGUUUGCUGGAACUUGUACUUAUGCUAGGGGGGAGGGAG
Molecule: messenger RNA, 2997 nt
Organism: Mauremys mutica (yellowpond turtle)
Lineage: Eukaryota; Metazoa; Chordata; Testudines; Geoemydidae
Product: zinc finger protein 260-like
Exons: 3
Coding region: 161-2332 (723 amino acids)
Biological process (GO): regulation of transcription by RNA polymerase II
Cellular component (GO): nucleus
Molecular function (GO): DNA-binding transcription factor activity, RNA polymerase II-specific; RNA polymerase II cis-regulatory region sequence-specific DNA binding
Source: RefSeq, a predicted model, not a curated record